This is a messenger RNA of Mytilus californianus (California mussel), 3132 nucleotides long. RefSeq names its product zinc finger protein 852-like. The record is from RefSeq and is a predicted model, not a curated record. The transcript is spliced from 2 exons. NCBI's taxonomy places the organism in Eukaryota, Metazoa, Mollusca, Bivalvia, Mytilida, Mytilidae. Bases 184 to 2385 code for a protein of 733 amino acids. Gene Ontology annotation, cellular component: nucleus.
AUUGAAGUUUCCGGUAUCAAAAGGACAAUUUAGUUUGUUUUUUUUAAAACUAAUCAAAUUUGCCUUGUUAUUAUGAGUAUGAUCCAAUGAUGGCCAAAAGAUACACACCGACUAAAACAUCGUUAAUGUAAUAUGCCACACUGAAGGUAGUUCUUCCUAUGGUAUUAUUAUAAGCUUACUCAAAUGGAUAACAAUAACAUUCCAUUAGAAAACCAACAACAUAUAACUAUUGAUGGUAUAAUUGAUAAUGUGGAGCAUCAGUUUGUUUUACCAAUGGGACAAACAAUACAGGAAGAUCAAGUUCAGCAGCUUGCUAUCGAACUUACUUCAGACAAUGGUGUGAAAUAUUUGUACAUACUUACUGAUGGUACCUCAGAACAAAAGGUCAGCAGUGUCGAAAAUAUAGUCAGUACUGAAUCUAUUACAUUCCAAAACCAUCCAGAUGAACAGCUUGAAUUGCAGGAAGAUAUUUGUUCACAGCAAAGCAACAAUGCAGUUAAUAUAGAAAAGGAUGAAAAACUGAAACAAAUUGAGGACAGAAGUUGUGGAACAAUGACUGAGGAUGAUUACUUGGAACCAGAACAAACUGUACCAGUAUCCAAGGAAACAGCUGUUAUUCCUCCUACAGUAAAAUUACCCAAGAUCAUUUUUAAAACAUCUGGUCCAAAAGAUUUGGUUAGUGAACCAAUACUUUCAGAAACUGUAAUAACACCACUAACUGUAUUAUCUGGAACAUAUAGCCCAAAAGCUGUAUCUCCAGAAGUUACUAUUAAUAAAUCAGCUAUGUCAGAGGUCACAGAAAGGUCAAAUGUGAUAAAUAGUCAAAAGGCAUUAGAAAAUGAUCAAAUAAGGAAAGAAGUUCAAGAUGAAAAUGGACAAAUUAACAUUGAAAAGUCAACAGAACAAGAAAAGGAAAUCCACAGUGGGCAAUUACUAGAAGAGGAAAUAAACAUAAUGAAUGAAAUGAAAAUGGUUCCAUUAACAAAAGUAUUAGUCCAUAAAUUUUAUAAAAACAAGGUAAGCAAAAUUAUUCCUGAACAAAAUGACAAUGGUUCCAAAAAUGAAAAGAAAAUGAAGGAAUCUGCAGAAGAAAUGAGUGAGGAUGAUAGUGAGAAUAUAAGUAGCAUGGAGGAAUCAGAUUCUGAUGUUGAUCAGAGCAUCACUGAAGAAGAAAUUAAUCGAAUGGAAACAGCUCUUAAACUAGACGAUGAAACAUGUAAGGAAAUCUUGGCCAGCCUUGAAAUGGUGGAAGACAAUAAAGAAAAGUCAAAUGAAGAUGGAGGGACUCAGAAAACGAAAGCUCUAUAUGAAAGACCAAAAACAAGGAAUUCAACAAAAAAUAGUAUCAAAGAAAACUUAAUGAAUAAAGGUCCUGAAGACAAGAAGCCAAAACCUUUUGCAUGUAAAAUCUGUUCUAAAGUAUAUACCUAUAUUCAUACAUUACAAGAACAUAUGAAGAACCAUGAAAACGAAUCAUACCAAUGUGAAAAGUGUGAUAAAACAUUUAAAACUCCUAAAAAAUUAGCAAGUCAUAUAAAAAGACAUUCCACUAAACAGCCACAUUUAUGUGAAAUCUGUGGCAAGUCAUUCAGAAUAAAAGAAACAUAUCAAAACCAUUUGUAUACACAUUCAGAGAAUGCUGAAAAACCAUAUAAAUGUGAUGUUUGUGGAAUAUCCUUCAUCAAAAAGACAUACCUUAUCAGACACUCUACCUGCCAUACUGGUGUAAAACCAUUUAAAUGUGAUGAUUGUCAAAUGAAAUUCAGAACAAAAGGUGACCUUCAACGACAUGAAAGAGUGCAUGGCGAGAAACCAGGUGUGAAACAAUUCAAAUGUGAAAUUUGUAAUCGAAGGUACUGUGCCGAAAGUGGCCUGAUUAGACAUGAAAGAUCUCACAAAGGAGAAAAACCACAUAAGUGUGAUAUUUGCUCUAAAGCUUUCUCCAUGCCUGGUGACUUGAAAAGACACGUCAAAACACAUUAUGGUGGGGAUUAUCUCCCUUGCGAGAUUUGUAAUAAAGUGCUGACGUCCAGUGUAGGGUUGAAGCGACAUUUAAGAAUGCAUUCUGGAGAAAAGCCGUAUGAAUGUUCUAUAUGUGGAAAUAAGUUUGUUGAUCAGUGGGGCUUGAUGAAGCACAAAAAGUCACAUGAAGAGGCAAUCCAACCAGCACAGCCAUCUGUCCAAAUAAAGAACAAAAAGUCACAUGAUAUAGGCGCCCAAUUAGAACAGCCAUCUGUUCCAAUGAAGAACAAAAAGAUAUCAGAACUUGAACAGCCGUAUGCAUCUUUGACAGAAAUGCAUAUUAAACGAAUAGAAAAAGAGUUAAAAAAACAACAAGUUAUCGUAGUGGAACAGUCAGAAACAUUUCUUCAGACUGCCAAAUGAAGAACUAUUUUUGGUGUACCAUAAGAUUUCAGGUGCUUUGACUUGUAUUUAUUUGCUCAUUUUUCUCAAAUACUUUGGAUUUAUUUAUUUUUGUGCAUGCAAUUUUAUUUGACUGUUAAAAAAUUUCAUUUUUCAUGGAAACAUAUAAAUUCACGGUUUUGCCAAAGUCUGCAUACAACCCUAUAUUUAAUAUGUACUUUGUUGUAUACUUAAAUUUGUUGUUCUUCUGUAGCAAGGAAAAUCCAGAAGAAUAAGACGCCACUAAUAAUAAUGAACCCACAGUAUAUGAUCUUUGAACUAAAACUAAUUAAAUCUCACCUACAGCAAAAAGCACAAUACAAAAACCCUACAUGUGAUAUAAAUGUUACAUUUCAGAUGCAUUAACACCUUAUAUAAAGUUUUGAUCUUGGGUUCAUUUUUGAACACACACUUAAAAGGAGGAUAGUUUUAAAAAAGUUUACAGCCAUUUGACCCUUCUUCUUUCCUUUGGACAUGGUUUUUGAGGUUGUUUUUUUUAGGUUUUUGAUUGUUCUUUAGAUAUUUUUCUUUUAAUUUAUCAAAACAUGUAUACUUUAUUUGAUAAGUUGAAAUGCAUUAAUAUUAUUAUUAACAUGUUUGAUCACAUGCAUUAAUUUAUUCUUAUUAUAUUGUUGAUUAACCUUGCAUUAGUUUUAAGAUAAUAUGUGGUAAACUUAAAAAUGUUUAACUUAACAUCUCUUAAAAAAACUAUUAAAAAUAUAAAAUUGA